CGGGGCGUGCCGGGAAGAGGCCGCGCCAUCGCCGGGCGGUCGGAGCGUCGGCGCCUCCGUCACCGUCACCCUCGGACCAGGCUGUCCCUCACCGCGGCCCCAGGCACGCACAGCCCCCCUCCCCCCUCACUCACCGCGGCCCCAGGCCCGGGCUCGGCUCGGCACCGCCCGGCGGAGGAGGGAAGCGCACGGGCGCGCUGCAGAAAUGGCAGGCAGCGCGGGCGAGUGGUGCCUGAUGGAGAGCGACCCCGGCGUCUUCACCGAGCUGAUCAAGGGCUUCGGAUGCAAAGGUGUUCAGGUGGAAGAAAUAUGGAGUCUGGAACCAGAAAACUUUGACAAGUUAAAACCAGUUCAUGGCCUAAUCUUCUUAUUCAAGUGGCAGCCGGGAGAAGAACCAGCGGGAUCCAUUGUUCAGGAUUCGAGACUGGAGAAAAUAUUCUUUGCCAAACAGGUUAUCAAUAAUGCCUGUGCAACUCAAGCAAUUAUCAGCGUUUUGUUGAACUGUGUUCAUCCAGAUAUAGAACUCGGGGACACUCUUGGGGAAUUUAAAGAAUUCUCACAAAGCUUUGAUGCUGCUAUGAAAGGCUUGGCUCUGAGCAACUCUGAAGUUAUUCGGCAAGUUCACAACGGUUUUGCCAGGCAGCAAAUGUUUGAGUUUGAUGCCAAGACUGCAGGAAAGGAGGAAGAUGCAUUUCAUUUUGUCAGUUACUUUCCCGUCCAUGGAAGGCUGUAUGAACUGGAUGGAUUAAGAGAAGGACCAAUUGAUUUGGGAACAUGUAAUCAAGAUGACUGGGUCAGUGCCGUGCGACCGGUCAUAGCGAAGAGAAUACAGAAAUACAGUGAGGGAGAGAUCAGGUUUAACCUCAUGGCAAUUGUAUCGGACAGGAAGAUGAUAUAUGAAAGAAAGAUUAAAGAUCUACAGAGGCAGCUAUCAGAGGAAGAGCCCAUGGAUACAGAUCAGAGCACCAGUGUCAUCAACUCUAUUCAGUCAGAAGUAGCUAAAUUUCAGAUGCUGAUUGACGAAGAAAAUCAGAAAUUGAAACGGUACAAGAUUGAAAAUGUCAGAAGAAAACAUAACUACCUACCCUUCAUCAUGGAAUUGUUAAAGACUUUGGCAGAACACCAACAGUUAAUACCACUAGUAGAAAAGGCAAAAGAAAAAAACAACGCUAAGAAAGCUCAAGAGGCCAAGUGAAUCUUGUUCCUAAUAACUUUUGACCAUUUGCUGCUGUUAGUUCUGUUCUAAGAAGUGAACUCGGCUCGACUACCAGUGGUCUUCUCAAAGCACACUUGUAUUUGGAAUUAUACAUCUCAUACAAGUCUGUUAAUUGUUCCUCAUUUGCAUUAUUUGCAUGCAUUAUAUACCAUGUUUAAUACAAGUGAGAUUUUUUAAACACAGAUUUCCCCCAUGCAAAUUUUUCAAAGUGCUGCCAACAUUUUACGACCCAGAUUUUAAAGUCGCUUUAUUGUCUUGUGUUGAGUAAUGCAAUUGAUUUAGAUGCAUGUCAAGGUAAUAAAUGCUAAAUAAAAAAAUAUUAUUUACAAAAAA
Molecule: messenger RNA, 1549 nt
Organism: Leucoraja erinaceus (little skate)
Lineage: Eukaryota; Metazoa; Chordata; Chondrichthyes; Rajiformes; Rajidae
Gene: uchl5
Product: ubiquitin carboxyl-terminal hydrolase L5
Exons: 11
Coding region: 206-1195 (329 amino acids)
Biological process (GO): protein deubiquitination; ubiquitin-dependent protein catabolic process
Cellular component (GO): Ino80 complex; cytoplasm
Molecular function (GO): proteasome binding; cysteine-type deubiquitinase activity
Source: RefSeq, a predicted model, not a curated record